This is a messenger RNA of Racocetra persica, 290 nucleotides long. NCBI's taxonomy places the organism in Eukaryota, Fungi, Glomeromycota, Glomeromycetes, Diversisporales, Gigasporaceae. The record is from the annotation of a GenBank genome assembly.
CUCUAUUAUACUCCUUUCAUCAGAUACUAGAUAUUUUGUUUCUAAGUCGAAUAGUUCUAGCAGUAUUACGAAAAAAUAUAAAAAACUGUUCAGCCUUGAAUUUUUGUCAAGCAAUGAUCAUACAGAAAAACAGAAAGAUAAAUCUUCCGAACAUGAAGUUGAACUUGACCGAGAAACAGUCGAUAUUCCGAUAAAUAAUCCAUAUGAUAGUCGCUAUGACUUGUGUGAAUCAAUUCCAGGCCUUUACCGUUUAUUAGACUUAUGCAAAGAUAAAGGGUCGAACGGUCUUG